Messenger RNA from Penaeus chinensis, 2591 nucleotides. Its product is annotated as DNA polymerase kappa-like. The transcript is spliced from 8 exons. Gene Ontology annotation, biological process: error-prone translesion synthesis. The record is from RefSeq and is a predicted model, not a curated record. The coding region runs from base 263 to 2446 and encodes 727 amino acids. Lineage: Eukaryota; Metazoa; Arthropoda; Malacostraca; Decapoda; Penaeidae. Gene Ontology annotation, cellular component: nucleus. Gene Ontology annotation, molecular function: DNA-directed DNA polymerase activity; damaged DNA binding.
CAAGAUCACAAAUACUGUUACAAGCGACCAUAAACACCUCUUAAAUGAAUCUUAGCCUCGAUCUUCAAUAUAUUCUCUUCAAGACGACAAGAUCUGUUCAAUAGCAUCAAGAAAAGGAUCCAGGGAAUUUAGACAAAAUAAAAGUCUGAAACCCUAUGAAAGAAGAAAGAAGAAGAAGAAGAAGAUCUGUUCACUUAUUACUAGUUUACGUCGAUAAGAAGAGCAAAGUUUGAGGUAGUCUCAUGGUAAAAGAAUUCCAGCCAUGUCAAAAACUGAAUCAGACAAAGAAAAUGUUGACUCAGCUAAAAUGGCAGAGCAGACAUCGAAGGCAAACAGAAAUGAUUUGCCUGGGAGUUCCUCUGGGCCUCAGAACUUGGCCCUCAACACGCACAAGGCUGGAAUGGAAGGCUUAGAUACAGAAAAGAUAAAUGAAAUUAUCAAGAAGGCAUCAGAAGGGUCCCGGUUUUACCAACACAAGCAAAAAUGCCAACAGCGCCUUGAUGCAAAGAUAGUGGAAAUGAAGCGAGCUGCGGAAGCCUUCUCUGAGGAGCAGAUUAAGAAAGCAACGCUGCAGAUGGACCACCUUGUGAAGGAAUUAGAAUCCAGGAGGGAUCUAACACGCACAAUUGUCCAUGUAGAUAUGGACAUGUUUUACGCUGCAGUGGAAAUGCGAGAUGAUCCAUCUCUAAGGGACAAGCCAAUGGCAGUUGGGAGCACAGGAAUGCUCUCCACAAGCAACUAUGCUGCCAGGAAGUUUGGCGUUCGAGCUGCCAUGCCAGGCUUCAUUGGCAAAAAAUUGUGUCCUGAUCUUGUGAUUGUUAAACCAGAUUUCACGAAAUACAAGCAAGCUAGCAAGGAGAUCCAAGAGAUAUUUUCUCAGUAUGAUCCCAAUUUUUGCCCCAUGUCCUUGGAUGAGGCGUAUCUGGAUAUAACGGAAUACUUAGUUAAGAAUGCACAUGUGGUUGAGAUGGAAGAUGAAGAUUGCGAGACUCCAGCAGAAUGCGUUGUAAACGAGAUGAGGCGGAAAAUCCAAGAAAAGACGAAACUAACAGCUAGUGCAGGCAUUGCAUCCAACACACGCCUUGCGAAAGUCUGCAGUGACAUGAAUAAGCCUAAUGGGCAGUAUUACCUACCUCCAGAGCGCCAAAGGAUUAUGGAUUUCAUAUCUUCAUUACCUAUACGUAAGGUAUCUGGCAUUGGGAAUGUGAUGGAACAGCAGCUUUCUGCCAUUGGAGUGAAUCUUUGUUCUGAUCUGAUGAAAAAGCGAGGGCUCCUGAAAUUGCUCUUUUCUGAUAUCAAUUAUAACAACUUUCUUAGAAUUACUUUGGGAUUAGGACACACAACCCUCAGCACCUGGACAGAAAAAGACCGUAAGUCCAUUAGUACAGAGACCACCUUUCGAGGCACUGCAGAUCGCAAUGUGCUCUUCACCAUCACCAAAGAUCUCUGCCAUGAACUUGCCGAUGAAAUGUCUCAGAAAGAUAUAUUUGGGAAAGUCUUCACUCUCAAAUACAAGACAGUAGACUUUCAGAUUAGAAGUCGUGCACACACUUUCCCAGAUGCUGUUCAAACAACAGAGGUACUGGCAACUACUGCUCGGAGAAUCCUCCAGCAUGAGAUGGAUGUAUCACCACAGCCAUUAUCUCUGCGACUUAUAGGGGUGAGAAUGUCUAACCUCCUAAGUUCUUCUGAAGUUGGACCAAACCGACAGUCAACACUAACUCAGUUAUUCUCAAACAACAAUGUCAGUUGUGCCACAAAGCAUUGCCCUGAAGACAAGAAGUCCACACAUUCACAAAAGAACAAUGGUGAAAACCAGGUAUCUGCUCAAAGUAGCAUGUCUGAGAAUGCUAACAAGAAGUCCAUUCCAAAUCAGGGCUUGAAAAAUGCAUCCAUUGGGCGGUAUCUCUCAAAAGCUCAGAAUGUAAAAAGUCCUGUCAAAAAGAUUAGCUAUGAAUGUCCAGUUUGUGGAGACUCUGUUGAAGUUCCAAGUCUUGUGGAGUUUAAUAAGCAUGUAGAUUUAUGCUUGUUACAAGGAUCAUCAGUAAAUGUCCAGUCACUUGAAGAUUCCAAAAGGUUAAGCCAUAAGGAGGAAGAAGUGUUUAACAUUAAUACAAUAGAUACAGAGGAACCAAGUAACAAUGAAAAUUUGAGACACACUGAGAGUUUAAAAGAAACAUUACAGAAUGCACAGAGCAGUUCAGCCUCUGCUUGUUCAAAUAACAGCAGUUCCAGAGGCAUAUAUACUUUCUCUGACUAUGAAAGUGAUGAAGAAUUGGAUUUUCUUGAAGACAAUAACCUUUCCAGUGAUUUAAGAAUAUCAUGUGAUAGGCAAGAGGAGGAUGACAAAAUUUCAAGUAAUCAUGAAUGCAAGCUCUCAUGUCCCAUCUGUGAGGAAGAGUUUGAAAACAUCACUGCUUUGAAUGACAUGUUGAUGACUGUUUGAGUAAGAGCACGAUAAAUGAGAUCUUGCAGCAAAGUACCUCACAGGCAAGCCAGUUAAAACAAAGUAAUAACCAUCAUGCAAAAUCAAGCUGCAAGAGGAAAGGAAGCAGCAUAAAUAAGCAAGCCAAAAAGAUAAAAUCUGUAAA